UCCAAAGAGAUGGAACACAGAAGUGGUUCCCAGCUUCUCCUUUCCUUUAUACUUCUCUGCAUCCUGUGCUCACGAGCUCUUGCUUUACCUCCUCUGGAAGCAUACCCAGCUAAGAGAAACACAAGACAUGCUGAUGGAAUCUUCACAAAUGACUACAGCAGACUUUUGAGUCAGCUCUCUGCACAAAGAUAUCUGGAAUCACUUAUUGGAAAAAGAGUUGGAAAUAGCAUUCCUUUUGAUGAAGAAGACGAAGAAGAAGAGUUGCCUGUCAAGCGCCAGUCAGACGCUCUCUUCACUGACAACUAUAUCCGCCAUCGAAACCAAAUAGCUGCAAUGAAAUAUUUGGAAUCUAUUUUUGCGGGGAAAAGUAAGGACGAUCUAAACCCCACCAGCCUUCAGGAUGAAAUAGGUUUGCUUGAACCUGCAUUCUUGAAAAACUAUGAUGGUGUCACUCUAGAUGAUCUUCUGAACCAACCCCCAUUAGCAAGUUAA
Messenger RNA from Euleptes europaea (tarantolino), 492 nucleotides. RefSeq names its product vasoactive intestinal peptide (gene VIP). The coding region runs from base 10 to 492 and encodes 160 amino acids. Gene Ontology annotation, biological process: epinephrine secretion; negative regulation of apoptotic process; adenylate cyclase-activating G protein-coupled receptor signaling pathway. The record is from RefSeq and is a predicted model, not a curated record. The transcript has 4 exons. Gene Ontology annotation, molecular function: neuropeptide hormone activity; peptide hormone receptor binding. NCBI's taxonomy places the organism in Eukaryota, Metazoa, Chordata, Lepidosauria, Squamata, Sphaerodactylidae. Gene Ontology annotation, cellular component: neuron projection; extracellular region; perikaryon.